Arabidopsis arenosa is the source of this 1968-nucleotide messenger RNA. The record is from the annotation of a GenBank genome assembly. NCBI's taxonomy places the organism in Eukaryota, Viridiplantae, Streptophyta, Magnoliopsida, Brassicales, Brassicaceae.
UUUCUCUCUCAGCUUCUCUCUUCACUGUGAAAACCUCAGAUCGCAAAUAUGCACGCACCGGUUCUCGUUCUGAGCGAUUCGUUGAAGCGUGAAUCUGGAAGUAAGGUCCAUCAUGGUAAUAUCCAAGCUUCUAAGGCUGUGGCUGAUAUCAUUCGUACGACAUUGGGUCCUCGUUCUAUGUUGAAGAUGCUUCUUGAUGCUAGUGGAGGGAUUGUUGUUACUAAUGAUGGGAAUGCUAUUCUUCGUGAGCUAGAUGUUGCUCAUCCUGCUGCUAAGUCAAUGAUUGAGUUGAGCCGUACACAAGACGAAGAAGUUGGUGAUGGGACAACGUCUGUUAUUGUUCUAGCUGGAGAAAUGCUUCAUGUUGCAGAAGCAUUUAUUGAGAAGAAUUACCACCCCACAGUCAUAUGCCGAGCUUACAUUAAGGCCCUCGAAGAUUCUAUUGCUGUUCUUGACAAAAUUGCUAUGUCAAUUGAUAUCAAUGACCGUUCGUCAGUGCUAGGAUUAGUCAAGAGCUGCAUAGGGACAAAGUUUACUAGCCAAUUUGGAGAUCUAAUUGCUGAUUUGGCUAUUGAUGCCACUACUACUGUUGGUGUUGAUCUUGGGCAAGGUUUGAGGGAGGUAGACAUUAAAAAGUACAUCAAGGUUGAGAAGGUUCCUGGUGGUCAGUUUGAGGACUCGGAGGUUCUUAAAGGAGUUAUGUUUAACAAAGAUGUCGUUGCUCCUGGUAAAAUGAAAAGAAAGAUUGUCAACCCACGGAUUAUUCUUCUUGAUUGCCCCCUUGAGUACAAGAAAGGUGAAAAUCAAACCAAUGCUGAGUUGGUCAGAGAAGAGGACUGGGAAGUGUUGUUGAAGUUGGAAGAGGAAUACAUCGAGAACAUUUGCGUGCAAAUACUAAAGUUCAAACCUGAUUUAGUUAUUACUGAAAAGGGUCUUAGUGAUUUGGCCUGUCACUAUUUCAGUAAAGCUGGGGUUAGUGCAAUCCGAAGGUUGAGAAAAACUGACAACAACAGAAUCGCCAAGGCUUGUGGAGCAGUAAUUGUGAACAGGCCUGACGAACUUCAGGAGUCUGAUAUCGGUACUGGGGCUGGUUUGUUUGAGGUCAAGAAAAUAGGGGAUGAUUUCUUUUCUUUCAUUGUUGAUUGCAAAGAGCCCAAAGCCUGUACCGUACUCUUAAGGGGACCAAGUAAAGAUUUCAUCAAUGAAGUGGAAAGAAAUUUACAGGAUGCCAUGUCUGUUGCAAGAAACAUUAUCAAAAACCCAAAGCUCGUCCCUGGUGGAGGAGCCACAGAAUUAACCGUUUCUGCCACAUUAAAACAGAAGAGUGCAACAAUCGAAGGCAUAGAAAAGUGGCCUUAUGAAGCAGCUGCCAUUGCUUUCGAGGCUAUUCCACGUACCCUGGCUCAAAACUGUGGGGUUAACGUGAUCCGUACUAUGACUGCAUUGCAAGGGAAGCACGCAAAUGGUGAAAACGCAUGGACUGGUAUUGACGGGAACACUGGUGCAAUAGCUGAUAUGAAAGAGAGCAAGAUAUGGGAUUCUUACAAUGUGAAGGCGCAAACUUUCAAGACGGCUAUAGAAGCUGCAUGUAUGCUUCUAAGAAUCGAUGAUAUAGUGAGUGGAAUCAAGAAGAAGCAAGCUCCUGGAUCUGGACCUUCAAAACCUACCAUUGAGACAGAAGGAGAUGCAGACAACGAACAAAUUCUCCCCGACUAAGCGAAGAGAAACACUUUGGUCUCAGUGUGUAACUCAAUCUCUGUUUUCACUUGUUUUAUGGGUUGCAAUCUCUUUUGGCUAUUAUCGUCCCCUUGACAUAUCUUCUAAUUUCGCAAUUUGACUUAAGUGGGAUAAGAUUUUUGAGGAUGGGGUUUUUUUGUUUGUUUUUGAAUGUUAGCUGUUUUGAAUUUUCGUAGUCACUUUGUUGGUUUUAAGAGUGCUAGUUGUUAUUGUCUUGUUGAAAUUUCUGGC